Molecule: messenger RNA, 2760 nt
Organism: Racocetra persica
Lineage: Eukaryota; Fungi; Glomeromycota; Glomeromycetes; Diversisporales; Gigasporaceae
Source: the annotation of a GenBank genome assembly
UUCGACUAUUGUUCCUUCCUCAACCGUUAGGAAAUAAAAACUUGUUGCAUAAAUUAUUACUUAAUCUUUGUGAGAAUAGCAAGACACGCGGUGAAUUAAUUUCUAUGUUGUUAUCUGUUCUUUUUGAUGGUAGCGGAGACGUUUCCGCGGUCGAUAAAAGUUUUGCACAAAUGUCUUUAAAAGCUAAAGGAACACAGAAGGGAACACCAAGAAGACAGUCAAGUGUUCCAAAUUCAUCAUUAGCACAAAUAACUCAAGCUGCCGGAGAAAAUGUGCCCAAUUUAAUUGCACAGAGAUGUUUAGAAGCAUUAACAUAUAUUGUAACAUAUAAUGAAGCUUCAGUUACGUAUUUCUUGAUGGAACACGAUAAUAACAUCGGUCUUAAAAGAUCUAACAGCCGAAAAGGCAAAGAGAAACAAGCAAAGACACUAAGCAAAUAUCCAGUAGUGAUACUACUAAGUUUACUUGAUCGUCAAGUGUUUAUUAAAAAUACUGCUUUAAUGGAUCAGUUAAUGCAUUUACUUUCGUUCGUUUUGCGUCCUUUAUCUACAUUGACAAAGAAAGAUUCUAACAAUACUGCUGGAGAUUCCGGUGGACAAUCGAAUGACAAUAGCAAUGGCCCUGUGACACAAAGCACUAAUACUGAGAAUCAUUCUGCUCCAGAGACAAAUAAUGAUCCGCCACAGAAUAACGUAAACUCAGAGACCAACAAUAAUAUACCUUCAAGAGCUUCUGCAAGCGAAGCUUCUCGGAAUCAAACAACAGUUUCGACGUCUUCAGAACCAGCGCAACCUAUUCUUAAACCACCAGUUAUACCCGAUUAUUGUUUACGCCUUGUAGUUAAUGUUCUUACUGCUGGCGAAUGUACAAGUAAUACUUUUAAAUACACACUUUCAGUUAUUCAACAUCUUUCAACUUUAAGUGGAGCCCGUGAUGUUAUUACAUCAGAAUUAGUUGAUCGGGCUCAAUCACUUGGAAAUGAUAUACUUGAUGAUCUGGAUGAAUUAGCUCAAAUUUUACAAGAUGCGGACACUGGCGUUGAUGUACAGGGUGUCACUUUAGCCAAAUUUUCACCAUCAUCAUCACAACAAGCAAAAUUGUUACGUGUUCUCAAAACUAUCGAUUAUAUGUAUUCUCGCAAGCAACAAUCAGCAACUAAUGCUUCAACAAACGCUCAAGUGUCAUUGGCUCCCACGGUAGAUCCGGAUGAAGUUGAUGUUGUGGCACCAAGAACGUUAUUGGAUGGUGGCAGAGGCUCUAAACUGACCGAAGAUGAAGAAAAAGUUAUGAGAAUUUACGAUAGUCUUAAUUUCACAGAACUUUGGAAAAAACUCGGCAGAUGUUUGACCACCAUACAUGAAAAACCUGACAUGAUUCACGUGGCAACCGUUCUCUUGCCACUCAUAGAGUCACUUAUGGUUGUAUGUAAAUAUGUGGGAAUGGCACCUUCUACUCAAAAGGCAACAUCGUCCGAAUCACAAGCAUCCUCGGAAAGUAUGGAAGAACUAUUCUUCACGUUCACUGAAGAUCAUCGAAAGAUUCUUAAUACGAUGGUCCGAAACAAUCCAUCAUUAAUGAGUGGAUCUUUCUCAUUACUUGUACAUAAUCCAAAAAUUCUUGAAUUUGACAACAAACGAAACUAUUUCAAUCAACAACUUCAUAAACGAACAAACACUCGUGAUCAUUAUGGUACUUUACAACUUAAUGUUCGUAGACAGUACGUAUUUGAAGAUUCCUACCAAAACUUGCAAAGAAGAACAGGAGACGAAAUUAAAUAUGGUAAACUUAGUGUUCGUUUCUACGAGGAAGAAGGUGUAGAUGCUGGUGGAGUGACGAGAGAAUGGUUCCAAGUUCUCGCUAGACAAAUGUUUAAUGAAAACUAUGCAUUGUUUAAAACUUCGGCAGCAGAUAGAUUAACAUAUCAGCCAAAUAGAGCAUCAGGUGCAAAUCCAGAACAUUUAUUAUUCUUUAAGUUUGUUGGUCGUGUUAUUGGCAAAGCCAUUUAUGACGGCAGACUUUUGGAUGCUUAUUUUACUCGUUCAUUCUAUAAACAUAUUCUUGGUAAACCUGUUGACUACCGAGAUGUCGAAGCCAUUGACCUGGAGUAUUACAAUAGUCUUGUAUGGAUGUUGAAUAACGAUAUAACUAAUGUUGUUGAAUUAACAUUUAGUGUUGUAACUAAUGAUUUUGGUGAAGAGAAAGUUAUUGAUUUGAAACCUAAUGGCAGAAACAUUUCAGUGACAGAUGAAAAUAAGCGAGAGUAUGUUAUGCUUGUUACAGAGCAAAGACUUACAUCGGCUAUCAAAGAUCAAAUAGAGCAUUUUCUUGCUGGUUUCCAUGAAAUUAUUCCUGCACAUUUGAUUAGCAUAUUUAAUGAGCAAGAAUUAGAACUUCUUAUAUCAGGAAUGCCAGAUAUUGAUAUUGAUGAUUGGAAAAAUAAUACUGAAUAUCAAAACUAUACUGCUUCAUCGCCUCAAAUACAAUGGUUCUGGAGAGCUGUACGGAGCUUUGAUCAAGAAGAGAGGGCAAAACUUUUACAAUUUGUUACAGGUACAUCUAAGGUACCGUUAGAAGGCUUCUCGGCUUUACAAGGUGUUCAUGGAGUUCAGAAGUUCCAAAUUCAUAAAGAUUUCUCAAGUCCAGAUCGACUCCCUUCUGCUCAUACAUGCUUUAAUCAAUUGGAUAUUCCUGAAUACGAAGAUUACGAGCAGUUAAGGUCGCAAUUAUUAUUGGCAAUUUCGGAGGGAACAACAGGAUUUG